This is a messenger RNA of Cantharellus anzutake, 336 nucleotides long. RefSeq names its product ribosomal L28 family-domain-containing protein. The coding region runs from base 1 to 336 and encodes 111 amino acids. Gene Ontology annotation, molecular function: structural constituent of ribosome. Lineage: Eukaryota; Fungi; Basidiomycota; Agaricomycetes; Cantharellales; Hydnaceae. Gene Ontology annotation, cellular component: mitochondrial large ribosomal subunit. The record is from RefSeq and is a predicted model, not a curated record. The transcript has a single exon.
AUGUUUCCGUCCUUUCAACUUUCAGCCACUCAAAACAUCUUCAAACGCGCUCAGAAAGGUCUCUUUGGUGGCGCCAUCAAACAAUUCGGAAACAACGUCCCCAAGUCAAAGCACAAAACCCCUCGCACUUGGCUCCCGAAUAUUCAAUCCAAGCGACUCUAUUCCGAAACGCUGAACAAGACCCUUCAUCUCAAAGUCACUCCUCGUGUGCUUCGUACGAUCGACAAGUACGGAGGGCUUGAUCAGUACUUGCUUGGUGUAAAGGACACGACACUCGGCGAAGAAGGGAUGCGCUUACGGCUGGCCAUUUGGGAUGCAAAGCAUAAACAGUCAUAA